UAAAAUAAAAAUAAAGAAAUAAAUAUAAAAAAUAAAUAAUAAAUCGAUUUAUGUUCUUUCAUUGAAAUAUAUUACAUUGCAUUAUCAAUGAGAAUAUUACGAUGUUGCAAUGUAAACAAUUCAUUUAGCGAUAAUAAAAAAAUGAAUACCAGAGUGGGGUAGGUUAUUGAUUUCUGUGUGGGUGCCAUGUUGGGAGGGAAUACCAUGGUGGGUGUCUCUUGGACAUACCAUACGCAGUAGUCUACAGAGAAUAUAAAUAGGAGGGGUAGUUGCACCAUUGACCCAGUGUUGAGUUGACAUACGGUCAGUUCAGUCACUCGAAAGGAAUUCAUCUUACGCCUUUCAAGUUUUAUAUAUCUGUGUAUGUGAAUUGCUAAUAACCGUAAUAAAAGCCUUUGUAAAAUCAACAAUCCAAUGCAAUCCAAAACACUGCCCUUUCUUACUUAUCUUCCAACUUUACAAAUUUACACCCAAAUUAUCGGCAUGUAUCCAGUGUUUUAAGUAUUCUGCAAACGUUUUUCUAACAAAAAAUUUAAUAAACAUUAGUGACACCCACUAAUCGAGUGAAUGCGUAUCUCGUGUUACGAUUUCAUUUAAAGAUAAUCGGUUGCAUUGAUAAACCAAUGUGCAACGAUAAUCAGGCCUUAGAAGUGGUCAAUUUUUUUGAAGGAAGUCAACUUUUGAUGACAUAAAUUUUAUGCAUUCGAUCGACAUUUGAUCGAACAAAGAAAGUACAAAACCAAACAAACUUAUUUGUGAGCAGUUUUCAGAUUGUUCUUUUAUUUAAAGCAAUAUGUCAGAAACAGCGGGAAUUUCGCAAGGAUUAGGAAAUCCGUACAAAAUUGUCGAUCAUACUCGAGAAAAACGAAAGGGAAUCACUGCUUCUUCUUUAAAAGAAUUAACCAGUAUUGCUAGAAACCGCUUGUCUUUACCUUUAGAUGCAGAACUAACAAUUGUCCUGGAACAAGAUGGUACUGAGGUAGAUGAUGAAGAAUAUUUUGCAACAUUAGAAAGAAAUACUAGUUUAAUGGUUCUAUAUGGAGAUCAAAAGUGGGUGGCAGCAGGAAGUGGUAAAGCUGCUUCUCGUUACAUCGUUGUUGAUGAUGUAGAUAAUAUAGAAGGUGGACAAAGAAGAGAGGAAAUUAGAAGGCGUCGACCACCAAUAGAGGCUUUAGUCUCAUCAUUGCACGGUGAUCCAUCACAUAUAUCAUUGCUUGAUGGACAUAAUUUAGAAUUGCUCAGUGAUAUGGAUCCAGAUAGUGUGGCUGAUAUAGUGUCUGGCAAUAUAAUUUUCCUUGAGCAAUUAAAAGAAGCUUCAGGCAGAUUCUUAGCUGAAAAACGGCAAGCACAAGGAUCCCUCGAUGUUCUUCAGAUGUGUGCAAGUGGUGGAGAAAUAGAGCGAGCGUAGGCCAUGUGGGGGGUGGGCGCCCUCACAUUGGCUAAUAUGUAUCGAGUGCGACGUCGCAUAUUUUAUAAAGGUCGCCAACUACAACAAACUUUGAUCCUUUUCUGGAAUUGAGCCCAUCACAUUUAUAGCGUGAAAGUUUUCUACGCUAUCUAUUACCAUCAUAUUGUUCAUGAAAACUGAAUGUUUACAUUGUCAAUGAAAAUUUGAGAUUCUUCUAUGCAACAUUUUGAAAGAUGUAAUGGUGAAGAAACAUGUAUAGGAACUAUUGAGUUCCUAUUUUCGACAGGUAGUCAAAGCUUAUUUCUGAGAUAUUUGCAAGUAUUUACUAAAUAUGUGAACAUUUAAAUUUAUUAGCAAAAAAGAAAUAUACGGAAAGUUGAUGCUUGUCCACGCUAUAAGUUAAUACCGUAAUAAUGCAUAGUUUUAUAUUUUGUUAAUAGUAACUUGUUUUCUUGAUUUUUUAACUUUAUAUAGGUUUAUAGUAUAUAUAUGCCUUUCUAGUGUUAUAUAUUUUGUAGAAUAUGACAUAAGGAAUUGCUUUAAUGCAAAAUGAGGUCUUAAAAUACACAUGCAUAGUUAAACACAUGCAAUUUAGCCAUUAAAUAAUCUGAAUGUACUACAUAAACAAAAGCUAUAUAGAAAUAUCAUGUCAAAGAAAACAUUCCGUCACGAUGUUGUCAUAUCAGUAUUAGCAAAAAGACGACAUGUUUGGUUUAUGAACUUUUGUAUGUAGAUAUAUUAUACCAAGGUUUAGUUCAACGAAGAUUGAUGAAAUGUUUAAGACUGAAUUUAUAGAGAAAGAAUGCAUCCCCAUUAUAAUCAUCAAUUCAUUGUACACUAAAUUUAGCGUGGUAAUAGGAAAAACCAAUAUCAGCUCUUUGAUACCAAAGUUAUGCAUUUGAUAAGAAAAACUGCAGAAAAAGAAAAGAAAAUGUGCAGGUGUUUCUGAAAAGAUUAUGCAUACGCAAAAUAUUAUUGCAUUAAAAUAAAAUUUGUCAUUAUAUCUAUACUUGUUACAAAAAUGAAACGAACUUUGUGACGUUCAAAGAUAUGUUAUUCAACAUUUAUAUAGUGAUAUUUAUUUUAAAUCUUAAGAAAAAAUAGUUCAAUGCUUAUGUUUAUUCUUUGCAGAAACACUGUAAACAGAACAUCGUGACAUUCUUUGAUAUAUACCUUAACAUCUGUAUACUACAAAAUAAUGUUUACAUUUACUGUCAUUUGGAUAUUUAAAGUGCAACGAUCAGCAUAGACAUAUUAAUAAUUAAUAGCAUCCAAAUGUGUCAGUAAUUAUAAAUUUGUUCUGUAAUUUCUAAUGGUAUUUCUUUAUGAGAUAUUGAACAAAGUAAUAUUUUACCUAAAUUUUAAGACGUAUUAGAAAAUAGUUGAUAUAUUUAAUAGAACUGCCAAUUAAAGAAAACAAUUGAUGCUCAAUAAUGACCCACUCAUCAUGUCCUUUAAAAAUAAUGAUUUUUUAAUAUUGAUAAUUAACACAUUAUACUAAGGCAAUAUUGCUAUUAUUAUUGUUAUUAUUAUUAUAUUGUCAUGUCCAUUACAUAUUUGAAUAACAAUUAUAUAUAACAAGAUAUAUUUACAUAAAUUAGGUUUUAAUAGAGGAUAUAAAAUUUCCAUCUAUGAGUUGAUGUAAUACAUUGGAUGUAUCCCUCACUCGAUUGCCGGCACUACGUAAUUGAGACACAGCCUCUUGAAGAAUAAGUUCACUCCUUAGCAGUUGCUUAUUAACAGUUGAUAAUUCCUGAGUGGCAUUACCAAUUGUUCCAUCAACCAUUUGUAUAAGGUCUUUAUCCAAUGUUCCAUUGCAUUCAUCUAUUUUAUUAUGAAAUGUCAAUUGAAGUAUUAAACAUUUUUUCUUGAGUAAAUUAGAUAUUGUAUAUUAUUUAUAUGUAUAAAAUAUACAGAAAUAAAUGUUCUAAAUAAUUAAA
Molecule: messenger RNA, 3348 nt
Organism: Bombus pascuorum
Lineage: Eukaryota; Metazoa; Arthropoda; Insecta; Hymenoptera; Apidae
Product: DNA fragmentation factor subunit alpha-like
Exons: 3
Coding region: 794-1408 (204 amino acids)
Biological process (GO): regulation of apoptotic process; apoptotic process
Source: RefSeq, a predicted model, not a curated record